AUCUCACACACAAUCUGUGACUAUUCCAAGGAAAAGGCUAUACAAAUAGUAAAAAUCGUUAGAAAUAAUGUCUAUACAAAGGAAUACCCAAAAAAGACCAUCAUCGGUCAGCUCGGCUAGUGAUGCGGUUUCGGAAAAAUCAUCCGAAGAUGAAUUUGAAGCCGGAAACGAGGUCAAACCGGCCUCUGACGUCACCAUCUACAACUCCUACAACAUGGGCCCGGCCUUUGGCAGAAAGUUCCCACUGCCGUAUAUCCGUUUAAUGGUCUCGAAAGUGAUGCAAGACAGGUUGACCAACAAGACCUACAAUCCGACGGAUGCACGCAAGCUGGCUCGCGAUGUGGCUGAUGAAAUCAAUAUGAGGAUGAAGGGGGAUGGAUCCUGCCCAAGGUACAAGCAUGUGGUGAAUGUGAUGCUUUACCAGCAGACUGGAGCAGGAUGUUUCUAUGGAGCACGAGCCAUUUGGGAUCCCCUCGCGGAUGACUACAUGAACUAUACCUUUGAUGGUGGGAGUUUUAUUUGCAUUGCCACUGUUUUUGGCUGCUACCAAUACUAAGUUAGUGCAGUUCUACUAAAUCGAUUAAAUUAAAUAAAUUAUUAAGUAUUCUCU
This is a messenger RNA of Drosophila bipectinata, 610 nucleotides long. RefSeq names its product dynein light chain Tctex-type protein 2B. Lineage: Eukaryota; Metazoa; Arthropoda; Insecta; Diptera; Drosophilidae. Gene Ontology annotation, cellular component: cytoplasm; cytoplasmic dynein complex. Gene Ontology annotation, molecular function: dynein intermediate chain binding. Gene Ontology annotation, biological process: microtubule-based movement. The record is from RefSeq and is a predicted model, not a curated record.